Molecule: messenger RNA, 1744 nt
Organism: Mesocricetus auratus (golden hamster)
Lineage: Eukaryota; Metazoa; Chordata; Mammalia; Rodentia; Cricetidae
Gene: Hpgd
Product: 15-hydroxyprostaglandin dehydrogenase
Exons: 7
Coding region: 123-923 (266 amino acids)
Cellular component (GO): cytoplasm
Molecular function (GO): oxidoreductase activity, acting on the CH-OH group of donors, NAD or NADP as acceptor
Source: RefSeq, a predicted model, not a curated record
CAUCCCCGCCCACUGGCAAGAGAGCUCCCAGCACCGCCAGCUGCACAGGCGCGCGGAGGGGACCAUAAAAGCUGCAGCAGAGAAGCAGAGCUCGCCCACCACCCGCUGAGCCGCAACCCACCAUGCACGUGAACGGCAAAGUGGCCCUGGUGACCGGUGCAGCGCAGGGCAUAGGCAGAGCCUUCGCCGAGGCUCUGCUGCACCACGGUGCCAAGGUAGCGUUGGUGGAUUGGAAUCUCGAAGUAGGCAUAAAGUGUAAAGCUGCCCUGGAUGAGCAGUUCGAAUCUCAGAAGACUCUGUUCGUCCAGUGUGAUGUGGCUGACCAGAAACAACUGAGAGAUACUUUUAGAAAAGUCGUAGACCAUUUUGGAAGAUUGGAUAUUUUGGUCAAUAAUGCAGGAGUGAACAAUGAGAAAAACUGGGAGCAGACACUGCAAAUUAAUUUGGUUUCUGUUAUCAGUGGAACCUACCUUGGUUUGGAUUACAUGAGUAAGCAAAAUGGAGGUGAAGGUGGUGUCAUCAUCAAUAUGUCUUCAUUGGCAGGACUUAUGCCUAUUGCACAACAACCUGUUUAUUGUGCCUCAAAGCACGGCAUAAUUGGAUUCACACGCUCAGCAGCGAUGGCUGCUAACCUUAUGAAGAGUGGGGUAAGACUGAAUGCCAUUUGUCCAGGCUUUGUCAACACACCAAUCCUCAAGUCCAUUGAAAAAGAAGAAAAUAUGGGUCAAUACAUAGAAUAUAUGGAUCAGAUCAAGGCUAUGAUGAAAGUCUAUGGCAUCUUGGACCCAUCCACCAUUGCCAAUGGAUUAAUAACACUCAUUGAAGAUGAUACUUUCAACGGCGCCAUUAUGAAGAUCACAGUUUCUAAAGGAAUUCAUUUUCAAGAUUAUGACAUCAUGCCAUCUUGUGUAAAAGAUCCAUGAACAUCUUAAGCAUCAACCAUCACUGAAAAAAAGCACAAGUGCCUCACUCAGACUGCAUCUUUACUAAAGCUUUUAACGAAAUGAUGUAGUAUGAAACCUACCUUUAUGUAUCUGAUGUUAAUAUUUUUCUAAAUGAUUAGUUAAACGUGUAGAUAAAGAUUACGAUAAGCUAGGAAAAAUACAGUGCAAGCCAAAACGGGGUUAUAGUUCAUAGUCUAAGGACAGAACAAAGGAUAUCCAAGACAUAUUCUGCCUUUCAGAAAAUAUAUUUAUCAGUGUAGCUCAUAAAUAUUAAUAGUUUUCAGAAAUGGGAUACUUGAAUUGUUAUUUAAGUCAAAACAGACCUUAAGUGAUUCACUUUGAAUGUUUGCACUUCAAAAGGAGGAAGCUACUUUGCAAAGGAAAUGUUUAGUAAUAAGAGUUUGUACAUUAUCUGCAAGCUAAACAUGUCAACUCUUUGAAGAUCUGGUGUGUGGAGGGAGGUCAGUAGUUAGGGAAUGAAUUCCAGUGUGACCAUGUCCCAAUAAAGCAUCUGAUGUAUGGGAAAAUGAUACUGUUAUUAACACUAAAGUUUUACAGCCUCAAACUAAGACACUUUUUUCCCUUCCUAAAUUUAGAAAUUCAAUGGAUUCCACAAGCCUCAGGAAUGAAACUUUUAACAGUUAUUGCAAAAAAGGAGAAAACUGUAAAAUUUUAUUUGUAUUAUAUAUGCUAUUAAGAAAUGAAUCAGAUGUAUUUUUCCUGAUUGUUUCUUUGUCGAUUUGUACUAAUUUCAAAGUGCCUGUCUUUCAAUAAAAAUCUUUUAUUUGAAUUAACAUAAA